CCUCCCUAUCUUCUCUGUCUUCCUGUCUCACUCUCUCUCUCUCUCAUCAAGAACAUCUUGAGGGCUAAAGUCCAAACAAACAUGCUUAGAGAGAGAAAAUUACACUCAAAAGAGAGAGAGAGGUGGUGAGUUUUGAUGAUUAUAUUCUUUGUUUGUACCGUUUCUCUCAGUACUAUAUAUAUAACCCUUUGAAAAUUUACCGUCUUCUCUUAUUAUUAUUAUUAGUCAGCUAUAGCUAGAGCUAAAGAUAGCUAAGGAUUUUUCUAAGUUUAUAAGUGUAGAAAAAACGAUUAUUAUAGAAAUCGAGCCGGCUUAAAUAGAGAAUCUUGUUCUUGUAGUUUUUCUGUUUAGCUUCAUCUCUCGCUAUCCAAUUCUCUUUUUGAAUUCCGGGUUUUACAAAUAUUAUAUUAUUCAUCGAUAUAUAUUGUUAUUAUUAUAUGUGUUCUGAGUUUAUAAAGUCAAUUUCGUUCAUGGGUGUAUCCAAUUCUGAGAUGUUUCUCUCAGAGAAAGAUCUGAAUGUAGUGGAAUUCAUGAACAACUUCAUGGUUCGACGUCAUCCCACGUUGGAAUUCCAGCACGAACGACACCAAAUCACUUGUCGUGUACAAGAUCGUGACGGCGGCCAAGGCGUGGUUGAUCAUCAUGAAGAACAAGAUCAUCAUCACGAAGAGAAUGUUAAUAAAGAAGGUGAAGAUAAAUUCGAGGUGUUGGUUUCGACUUUGAAGCUCAAAAUCCCGAAUCGUAAUAAUGUAGAAGAAUUUGCAGACCAUCCUGAUGAUGAUCAAGAAAAUACAAUGAAGGGUUGUAAUAAUAGUGAUUAUUAUUAUGACCAUGAUGGGUUCAAGACUCCAACUUCUGUGGAUACGAAAAUCCCGGUGGUUCUUCCAUGCCCGCCUGCGCCGAGAAAACCCAAGUCGACGAUCCUAAAGACGAAGCGAAAAGCGAAUCGGCGGCGAGUUUUACUUGAUCUGACGAGUGAGAUUGAGUCGUUGUUUCCUCCCACUGUUCUUGCGGAUCUUGGUUCUAAAAUUAAGAAAGUAAGACAAUCAGGAAAUGCGAAUUUUCUAUUAUAAUUAUAUAUAUGGCUUAAUUUUAGUACAUUAUAUUUAUAAUAAUAAUAAUUAUGUAACGUUUGUGUAGUUUAAAACCAGUUAAGUUAAGUACAUCUUUUUUCUUUUUCCUCAUUGUGUGGUAUAUUAUAAAAAUUUCCACAUGAGUAUGAUCAAGUGCGCCAUUCUCUCCAUGGCGCGUUAUUAAUAUUAAUCUCAAAUAUUGGUGUUU
Messenger RNA from Humulus lupulus (European hop), 1281 nucleotides. RefSeq lists its product as uncharacterized. Bases 438 to 1073 code for a protein of 211 amino acids. Lineage: Eukaryota; Viridiplantae; Streptophyta; Magnoliopsida; Rosales; Cannabaceae. The record is from RefSeq and is a predicted model, not a curated record. The transcript has a single exon. Gene Ontology annotation, biological process: regulation of DNA endoreduplication.